AUGUCUUUGGAUAAUGCAAAUAGUGGUGUAAUUGAUGCUAGCAAUGUGAACGAAUCCACCAAUGUUUCUUUAGUCCCAGCAAAGUGGGGCACCUUUGUCCCAUACGAAUCGAUUGAAAACAGUUAUAAUUUAGUAACCAUUAAUCAUUUUACUAAGGAAGACGUUUGGAUAGCAACUGAAAAAAUUCAUGGUGCUAAUUUUUCUUUUUUUACUAACGGCCAUGAAAUCAAAUGUGCUCGUCGUAAUGGCUUUAUUGCUCCAGACGAAGAUUUCUACAAUUAUCAGUCUAUGCUUGCAAAAUACACUUUACAAAUUUUAUCACUUCACAAAUUAAUGCUUUCAAAGAACCUUAUUAGGGGUGAAAUGAUUAUUAUCUAUGGUGAAUUAUUCGGCGGAAAAUAUCCCCAUCCUGAUAUAACUAAAGAUGUUAAAGAAAAAUCAUACCCAAUUCAACGUGGUGUUUUUUAUUCGCCAAAAAUCGAAUUUAUAGCUUUCGAUUUAUUCGAUGGUGUAGAUUUAUUAGAUUUUGAUAUAAUGAAAGAAUUAUUAAAAGUUUCAGAUAUCCCUUAUUUAAAACCAUUGAUCAAAGAUAGUUACAAAAAUGUUAUUCAGUUUGAUCCAAAUUUUACUACUACUAUACCAAAAUUACUUGGUUAUCCAACUCCAUUACCACCUCCUUUUGAUAAAAAUAUGGCUGAAGGAAUUGUAAUUAAACCAGCUAAGAACAUCCGAACCUCGAAAAGACAUCGUGUUAUACUUAAGAUUAAAGCCUCAGAUUUUGAUGAACGAAAAAAGAACCCAGAUAAAUCAAAUAAGAAAAGAAGAGUAACGUCGUUUGACAAAAUUAUAAUGGAUCUUAGUGAGUUUAUUAACAUGAACAGAUUGAACUCGGUAAUUUCAAAACAGAACACUAAAGAUAAAAACGAUGAGAUGAAAAUGGUAGAAUUGUUAUAUGAAGAUGCUAUGAAAGAUUUUAUGAAAGAUGAACAAUUGAAGAAAAAAUUUUUGAAAUUGUCAGACAAUAUAAAGGAAAAGGUUAAAAAAAAUGGUAUUUCGAAGGCAAACCAAGUUGUUAAUAAGCAUUUAAUGUCACUGUACAAUGAUUAA
Cetraspora pellucida is the source of this 1107-nucleotide messenger RNA. The record is from the annotation of a GenBank genome assembly. NCBI's taxonomy places the organism in Eukaryota, Fungi, Glomeromycota, Glomeromycetes, Diversisporales, Gigasporaceae.